Cajanus cajan (pigeon pea) is the source of this 1872-nucleotide messenger RNA. RefSeq names its product Pseudouridine synthase family protein. The record is from RefSeq and is a predicted model, not a curated record. Gene Ontology annotation, molecular function: pseudouridine synthase activity; RNA binding. Lineage: Eukaryota; Viridiplantae; Streptophyta; Magnoliopsida; Fabales; Fabaceae. Gene Ontology annotation, biological process: tRNA pseudouridine synthesis.
CAUUGUAUAAUUGUAUUCAAUUGUGAGAUUUUGUGAACUGGGGUACUGGAUAUUCGGCGCCCAGUUAUAGUUAUGUCUGGAAAAAGAAGAAAAACAUAAUUGUCUCUGCUUGUAUUCUCUUUUGAAUACUAUUAGAUUAACCUAACCGUGUGUCGAAAUUAUACUAAAAAAGUAGCGAAAUUGAUUCAGGGUUGGAAGUUGGAAGAAUUCCCUUUGAAUAAGAGAGAUAUACCAUAGCUGUGUUUUCCAUUUCUGCUAUAUGCUUAGUAUUGCCAAACAUAUAUUCAUCUGUUUCCCCAGACAAGUUCCCCUUUCAAACAACCACUUACUCUUUCAUUCCAUUUCCAUGACUAACCAACCAGAAAUUGAAACUGAAUCUCAAACUCACGUGCAUUACAACCACACUCAUCCCUCCAAAUUCCCAAGAUGGACUGCUAGAGAGAGCUUCGAAUUUAUGUAUGCAAGGCCUUGGCAACGAGUCAAUGAAUUUUACUUCAACAUUGUCCGUGGCAACUUGUCUCUGCCACUUCUCUUUGGAACCGAGACACUUGUUGAUCAUAAUGAUACUGGAAUUGCAACACUUUCCGCAGCACUUUCUGAUAAAAGUGAGUUGGAAAGUGUUGCAUCUGAGGAUCGCAGUGGGAGGUGGGCAAGGAUGACGUUCAAAAUUGUUCUUUCGUAUCACGGGGGUUCUUUUGAUGGGUGGCAAAAGCAGCCAGGCUUGAACACAGUCCAAAGCAUAGUAGAAGGGUCACUCGGUAAAUUUGUGGAUGAAAAGAAAACUCAACUGCUUAAGGACAAAGGUUUGCCCAUUGAAGGUUGUGCUGUUGUUGCUGGUCGGACAGACAAAGGAGUGACUGGCCUUCAACAAGUCUGUUCUUUCUACACUUGGAAGAAAGAUGUUAAACCAAGAGAUAUUGAGGAUGCUAUCAAUCAUGCAGCACCAGGAAAACUUAGGGUCAUAUCAGUUUCUGAGGUGUCACGUGUCUUUCAUCCUAAUUUCUCUGCCAAAUGGAGGCGUUAUCUUUAUAUUUUUCCACUCAUCGAUGGAGGGUAUAGGGACCAAAGUAGUGACAAUGGGGAGUUUUGUGAUGGUUUUAAAUAUAAUGAAAUUCAUGAUUCUGCCAACAAGGAUGAGUUAGAAAAUGAAAAGAAAUCCUAUGUGUUCAGUGUAAGUAAGGUAAACCAGCUUUUGCGAAAGUUGGAAGGAAGAUUGCUAUCUUACAAGAUGUUUGCCCGUGAUACAAAAGCUUCAAGAAAUGAUGGUCCACCAACUGAGUGUUUUGUUUACCAUGCUCGUGCUAUGGAAGUCAGUCUGCCUUCAACUGAUUAUGGAGAAGAAACAAAGGUCAUGUGCGUUGAGCUGGUAGCUAAUCGCUUUUUACGAAAGAUGGUUCGAGUGCUUGUGGCGACCUCAAUUAGAGAAGCUGCUGCUGGUGCUGAAGAUGAUGCCUUGAUAAAGCUCAUGGAUGCAACAUGUAGGCGUGCUACUGCUCCUCCAGCACCCCCUGAUGGUUUAUGUCUAGUUGAUGUAGGUUAUACUGAAUUUGACCCCCAAAAAUGUUUCGUUCUGGUAGAGUAAAGCAUUGUUGAAGUCAUAGAAAUCUUUCAUUUUUUGGAAACAAGCUGUAAUCCAAUUUGUGUGCUAGGUUCCUACCAAAUUUAGAGUCAGUCACACUUGCAGAUUUUAAUCCGGGGCUGAGUUUUAAUGCAAUAUUUUGCAAUUGGAUCUUCCAUAUUCCGCAUUGUCAUUUUAUGAUUACGAGAUGCUGUAGCGAUGAAAUUGCACUAGAUUACUAAAAAAUGGCAUCUUGGCUCUCAUUUCCUGUACAUUUACAUUUACAUUUUUAUUUAUUAUUUUUUAAGCUUGCA